This is a messenger RNA of Rotaria sordida, 213 nucleotides long. The record is from the annotation of a GenBank genome assembly. NCBI's taxonomy places the organism in Eukaryota, Metazoa, Rotifera, Eurotatoria, Philodinida, Philodinidae.
AUGGAUGCUGAUGAAUUUCGACAACGAGGUAAAGAAAUAAUUGAUUUUAUUGCUGAUUAUUUAACAAAUAUUCGAACACGACGUGUUUUUCCCAAUGUUAAACCUGGUUAUAUGCGUCCUAUGAUUGAUGAUGAAGCACCAAGACAAGGUGAAUCAUGGGAUAAGAUUUUUAAUGAUAUUGAACGAGUUAUUAUGCCCGGUAUUACACAUUAG